AUGCCAGCCGACAACGUCUCUACUUCGACCUCUGCGAGUACCAGCGGGACGGCGCCGAUUACAUGGAACAGUUCUUCAUGGACGUGGUGGGACGGAGAUGUGGGGCCUACAGCGGGUUCUACAAGUACCCCCGGGACUCCGCCGACUACGUGGACCGCGGCAGCUACUACGGCAAGUUCGUGGAAUGGAGGGCCUGCGGCGACAUGGGAUGCGUCUACAGGGACUGUGCACCAGUCUUUUGGAGGGACAAAGGGGCCUACGGAACGGCUCAUCGUCCCUACCUUCACCGGGGACACCGAGAAUGGCGGCGACCUUGGAACAUCGGCGCGGAGCUACCUGAGACAGGUGAAUGCUUGGGAGAAAAUGACCAAGUUGGCCCCAGACCAGCGUGCGCUGGUGCUAUAUCAGCACUUAUCUGGUUCUGCUUGGGUGAACUCUGAGUCUUUGAAUGUUGAGGAUCUCGCCCAUCCUGAAGGCGUGAGCCGUCUACGAGAAUGGAUUCGUCAGCACUACUUGGACGUGGAGGUCACUCAGGUGGGACGCUCUUUGAGUGACUUGUUCAGGAAGCUCCGCAGGCGUCCUCAACAGAGCUUCCGGGACUAUGCCGCGGAGUUCAACCGCUUGUUGGCGAGAGUCAUAGAGUGCGGUUGCGCUUUGCCAGACGUGGCCAAUGCUUGGCUCUUCGUGGACAGGGCCAACCUCGACGAGGCCACGGAGGUCAGUUUGCUUGCGAGCGUAGGUAACAAGUACGCCCUCAAGGCCUUGCAGUCUGCGGCUAUCGUCUUGGACAGGUCAAUGCGAAAACCCUGGGAGAAGGCAGGCUUCCGUGGGAAGCCCCAGAGUGUCAACCAGACGGACGACCUGGAUGGCGGCGAGGCUUCGGAUGUUGAGCCCCCUCUUCACGAUGACCCCGAAUGCAACUCCGAAGAACUCUACCUCACUUACAUGACAGCAAAGGCCCGCUACAAAGAGUCUGCCAAGGCACGGGGAACUGACUACAGAACCACUGAGUCCGACUCGGGUGGCAUCCGGAAGGCUGCCGAGGCCAAAAUCCAGUUGGCCAAAGCGAAGUCCCACUGCUCUGCUUGUGGGCAGAGGGGCCACUGGCACAGAGAUGCUAUUUGCCCCAAGUUCCCUGGCAAUGGCAACCAAGGUUCCGGCGCCAAGGCACAGACGAUCCACGUCACCAACGAGGUGUUUGAGCUCACCACGGGCACGCGCGACGGCCUCAAGGCGAUCCUGGACUCCGCUUGCUCUAAGACUGUGGUUGGGACUGGGUGGCUUCAGAAGUACCUGGACUAUGUCAAGGGAAGCGGCUACGAUGUGGUCUUUGUUUACGAGAAGGAGAGCUUCAAGUUCGGGGCCGCCAGCCGGAUCUACGAGUCUACCUAUGCCGCGGUGAUCCUCGUACCUCUUCUUGACCACCUCAUCGCGAUCAAAGCUUCGGUGAUCCACGGGGACAUCCCACUUCUUCUUUCGAGACCGGCUUUGGCACGACUCGGCCUCGUCUUGGACCUCGGAAGCAACGUUGCUACCUUCCGCGCACUCGACGGUGGCGAGGUCGAACUGGAGGAAACUACGAGUGGGCACCCUGCUGUUGUAGUUGAUCACUCCAAGCUGGCUAAGCCGGACACUUCAAGGCUCCCUGACAGCUGGGAGCCACAUGGAAUCGCGAUCCUUGGCCCUCGCGAGGUGUACAUGGUUGCUUGCAGCGGGGGUGUUUCGGGCGAUGAUCAAGGGGAUCCUGGUGAAGUCGAUGCGGUGACGAAGAUCUUUUACGACAAGAAGAUAGAUGGUGCUGUUAGGGACAUGCUGACGGGUGACGUUCUUAACGAGGACCUCUUUGUGACAUGGUGGGCCAACACAGAACUCGUAAACGAUUUUUGGAUUGAGCUACCCAACAAGCUAGUUCGUGUCCACAUCACUCCUCGAAGAAAGUUCUUUGAUCCUCGAAGAUGGGAGACAAGCCAAACUCACCUACGUGAUCUUUUGCUGCGUCAGCUUGGGAGUGUCAGGGAAUCAUGGGGCAUCGGUUGCAUGUCACGACGCAUGUUGUCUACAGUGACUGAGCAGUGGGCUGUCAAAGAUCUUGGAGAGUAUCCAACAUUGUGGGUCGGCCGCAGUGUGUUCAAUCGAGCUCAAUCUGUUGCCCCUUCGCUAUGGAAGAUGACAAAGGCCCAGUUGAUCGACGAGUGCAAGCGCCGGCAGCUGGCGUUCAACGAGGCUUGGACGUGUCCAGAACUCCGGACGAUCCUCAUCUCGGACCGGGAGUACGAGACCAAGAGGAAGGGAGUUGCGGUGCCGAAGGGCUUGUCGUCCAUGAACCUGGACGAGCUGAAGGCCGAAGCGCACAAGAUGGAGCUGACCGUGAAGUCCGGGGACACAAAGGGGAGUCUCAUGCUACGCAGAGACGAAGCGGCCCCGGCGGAUACCGUCAUGACCAUUGGUCGGUUCCGAGGGACAACGUUCGCCCAGAUCCCAGACAACUACGGGGACUGGGCGUCGGAGGAAGAACGCCAGAAUGGAACCAACAUGCACAACGACCUGAAGCGGUUUGUGGUGUGGCGGCGACAUCGCAGGUCCAAGGGACAGAACACUCCGGCUGCGGCGGCGAGCACCAUGGAGCCGACCUACCUCGACGCGGAGACCUACGCGACAGUGCCCCCGCCGCCGAUCAGCGAGACGGCUUCGUCGUCCUGGGCGAUGGUGGCGGACUACGAGAGUGCGUUCUCCGAGGGGUACAACCCGCAUGCGAGAGGCCGUCCGGCCUUGUGGAGGGAAGCCCAGACACCGGACUCGGAGGGCCCCGAGCGCAUGGAGCAGGAGAUCGACCCGGCCACGAUGGACGAGAUCCAGGCACUCGAAGCGCGCCUGGCCACCCUACGCGACAGGAUUUCAGAUCGUGUUCUUCUGGUUCGGAAGACUCGAACCAUGGGAUCCUUGCUACGCGCCACGGAGGUUCUCGAGGUCCUAAGGCCCAUCCUGGAGAAGACGCUGCCGGAGCUGCACUUCAUGAACGGGAUUUUACUUUCGGAAGGGAAGCGGUGCAAUCUUGGGUACUACGCCUACGGCACUUUCAAGGGAGUCGGCCGUCGCACGACCGAAUGGCCCAAGUUGACCACCUACUUGAACGAGUUCCUCGCUGACUGCGUUGGGGAAAGCGGUCAUGGGCAAGGCCGGGCCACGUGGGCGGCCCUUGCACUACUGGGCGACAUACCUACUGGGAUCCACACGGACCGGAACAACCUCAAGGGCAGCUUCAACUACCUGGUCAGUUUUGGCAGCGGCAAUGGAGGAGGGGUCUGGAUCCAGGAAAAGGGCGGCGGAACUUGGCGCCGCAGUGGAAAUGGCCAAGAGAUCGAGGGGCGCAUUGUUGACGCCCACGAGCAAGGAUGGGAGUUCGAUCCACGGCUUGCCCAUGCCACCGAGCCCUUCGACGGCGAGCGUUGGUUUCUUGCGGGAUACACCCCGCGUUCUUUUCCGGAAGCCUCCAAGAGUGAAAGGAAAAUCCUGAACGACCUCAAGUUCCCGGUGCCCACCAAGGCCGAGAUCCGGGAGAUCAAGAAGCGCGACGACUACGCGAUCGACACCCCGGAGAAGGAGGUUGCCCACAAAGGAGGUUCAAGUUCGCGACCAAAACGGAGCGUUCGGAAGGGCAUCCGCCAAACGGCCAUGAUGCUGUCUGUCUUGUUCACCACGGCCAUUUCGACCAUGUGCGGUGUUGUACGUGAUGCACUACCUGCUCAUGUCAGCCCUGAGACCGCCAUUCUUGAAGUUGGUGGACUCUCUGCUACCUGCCGGCUUGCCGAGUACGACAUCUGCGGCGACCACCUCGUGGAACCCCUGCUCCCUGAGGACGUGCUUUCCAACGACCACCCGGAGGACCUGGGCAUUGGCUACAUCGAGGCGGCGGUCAUCCGUCACCGACCCGGGCAGCUCUGGAUUCACAUGCUACCCGAAUGGGGCUGCGACGCGGUGUUCCGUGACUUGGUCGAGGCGGUCAGCUACCAACUCGGGAGGGGACAAGCAGUGGAUGCGGGCUACGACGUGACCUACGAUUUCACCGAGGACGGCCAUCAGUACAUCCGGAAGAGUUGCUCCCAGCACAAAGCGAAGAACGUGGAGCUGAAGAUGAGGGCGAUAGCGACCAGUCUGCGGCGUCUACACCAGAACCUUGGACACCCUAGCACUGCCGAUUUUGUUCGUCAUCUACGCCUGGCUGGGGCAUCCCGCGAAGUUCUGAAAGGGGCCAAGGGCCUAGAGUGCCAAGUUUGUCAAAGGAGCGAGCAGCCGGCUAUUCCCAAACCGGCUAAGAUUGCCCCCUGCUACCGAUUCAACGAGAUGGUUGGCACGGACUUGUUCUAUGUCCACGACAGCGAAGGCCGGCGACACCAGCUCCUCUCCAUCGUCGAUUUCUCGUCUGCCUACCACAUCGUUGUGCCAGUGCAGAAGAAAGACACCGUUACACUCGAGAAGGCGUUCUGUGAGAGUUGGGUUCAGAUUUUUGGGGCUCCGACCACGGUUGCGGUCGAUUUGGAGAACGGGUUGGAGAAGUCUCUAGCCCGUAUUGGCGAUUGGACGGGGACCCGCAUUCGCAGUGCGGCCGGACAGGCCCACCACCAGGCAGGCUACACAGAGCGCCAAGGAGCUAUCUGGAAGUCCCUUUUCGGCCGGAUCUGCGAGGAACACUCUGUAUGCCAAAGUGAUUUCCACCUCGCUGUGAGCGCAGUCUCUUCUGCAAAGAACCAGCUGACACGGACGAGCGGUUUCAGUCCUUGCCAGCAUGUGUUUGGAUCGAUGCCGGGGCUCCCAGAAGAUCUUCUUGAGGGUCCUCACGCUGACCACCCGGAGCAGGAGGCGAUCAUCGACGACAAGCACGCCCGUGAGGUCGCACUUCGAACGGCCGCUCGGGCCGCCUACUUCCAUGUCCAGACCGAUGAGAGAGUUCGCCGCGCCCUUGCAGGGCGUGCCCGUGUUGAAAGCCGAACCCCAGAAACCGGGGAAAGGGUCUUCUACUUUCGCAAGACGAAGAACAACAAGAAGGGCUACUGGGUCGGACCCGGAACCGUCAUCGGGCGAGAAGGCGCGAACCUAUGGAUCACCCGAGCCGGGAGAUGUGUUCUAUGUGCUCCAGAGCAUGUUCGGCUUGCAACCGGCGAGGAACUUGGUCAGGCCUUCAGCAUGAAGGUCGCGCAAGAAGACUUGGACAAGUUGUUGAAUGCCGACUCAGAUGAGCCGGGCGCCUACGAUGAGGAUCACGAGGACCAAGGGGACGAAGAGAUGCUCAACGCCGGGGCUGCUGGUGUUGGCGAAAUUGCGUAUGACAUGGAGCUGGACGGAGAAGAAGAACGACGUGGGCUACGACGUGACCUUGUUCGUGUACCUCCUCGUGUUCUGAAGCGACAGCGACGCAAGGGGCGCGGUGAAGAGGUGGCUGUUGACGGUGGGCCCCGCGAAGAGCCCAGUGAUGUGAACAUGAUCAAGCGAGCCCGCACCCAGCGGUCCCGCGAAAAGCAGCUAGAGAAGGAGAUCCCUUGGUCCCUCAUCCCGGAGUUCAUGAGGCCGAAGUUCCGGGAGAAGGAGAUGGUCCAGUGGCGAGAACAUGUGGACACUGGGGCCUUGGAAGCUCCCGUUUCGCCUACAGGGCUGGUCGUGGCUGGACACCUCGAUCCAGACGUGGGCGUCGCCAACAUCGAGGUCGACUCUCCCACGGUGUCGAGGGCAUCCUUGAUAUCUUUGCUUCAAAUAUGUGCUUCCAAGCGUUGGAAGGCUGCUGCAGGAGAUGUUCAAGCUGCUUUCUUACAAGGCGUUGAGCUCGGGCGUCAGUUGUGGAUGGCACAGCCAAAGUCCGGGAUUUCUGGACUGGAUCCAAGACAGAUCGCUCGGAUCAGGAAAGGAGUCUUCGGCCUAUCUGAGAGCCCGAGGAUGUGGUACGAUAGGCUUUCUAGCGUUCUACUUGGCGAGGUCUUCGACAUCGGAGGAGUGCGACACCGCCUCGUGCCGAGCCCUUUGGACCCUUGCGUGAUGAUGCUCAUCAAGGAUGGCGAAGCUUCUGAGCCAGCAGGAUACCUCGCCCUCCACGUGGACGACAUUUUGGUGGUCGCCAUCGACAACCGAUCAUUGAUCGGUGCCUUGAGCUGGCUGAGUAGCCAGAGUCGCCCAGACCUGACGCAGCUCCAACGGGCCCCUCUUACCGAGGAUGUUCGAUUCGUGAAUCAGCUCUCGGCCCGGGCCAAGGAGUUCCGCGAGAACGGGAUCUACCUGCGGCCUACCAAACUCGAGGACGCGGUGUUCCUCGUGUACCACGACGCGGCCUGGGCCAACGCCGAGCUCGAGGAGGCCGAGGACGGGUUCAAGCUCACGGCCGAGGAGAUCGGUCGCUUCACAGUUGGGCCACUUGAUCUUACUGGCCGACCGGGCUAUCCUCGACGGGUCUUGUUGCCGAACGAGUUUGCUCGAGUGGAGGAGCCAGUCAUGCAAGCGAGUGUGCCGUUCCACCUUUGGUGCGGAGACAAUGGCCGCGGUGGAGGGACUUGA
Symbiodinium sp. CCMP2592 is the source of this 6537-nucleotide messenger RNA. Lineage: Eukaryota; Dinophyceae; Suessiales; Symbiodiniaceae. The record is from the annotation of a GenBank genome assembly.